This is a messenger RNA of Toxotes jaculatrix (banded archerfish), 1008 nucleotides long. RefSeq names its product fibrinogen-like 1 (gene fgl1). Gene Ontology annotation, biological process: negative regulation of T cell activation; regulation of immune response. The coding region runs from base 1 to 960 and encodes 319 amino acids. The record is from RefSeq and is a predicted model, not a curated record. The transcript is spliced from 7 exons. NCBI's taxonomy places the organism in Eukaryota, Metazoa, Chordata, Actinopteri, Toxotidae.
AUGAGAGACCCACUGCAGCUGCUCACAGGACUGAUAGUCAUCACAGCUUGCUCUCAAUCUCUCUGUGCACUAGACAUCUGCCAAGAGGAGGUGGCUCGUCUGCGGGAACAGGAGAAGCUUCUGAAGGGCCAGCUUCAGACACAAGAACUCCUCCUACACAGACUGCGAUUGCUGAACCAACCUGGCACCAUGUAUAAUGCGAAAGCCAACAAGACCCAGGACACCGAGUACACCGAGUACACAGACUGUUCCCAGGUCUUCACCUCUGGCUUCAAAUCCAGUGGUUUCUACAGAAUCAAAAACAUCAGAGUCUACUGUGAUAUGAGUGACGGAGGUGGCUGGACCGUCAUACAGAGACGGAUCAAUGGAACAGAGACAUUUAACAGGUCAUGGGCAGAGUAUAAGGAUGGUUUCGGAGACAUGAAAACAGAAUUAGGAGAGUUUUGGCUUGGAAAUGACAACCUGCAUCACAUCACUGCACAAGGAAAUUACUCUCUGAUGAUUAUCCUGGAAGACUUUGAUGGUAACCAGCGCUACGCUGAGUACAAGAACUUCAAAGUGGCUGAUGAAAAGGAUCACUACCGACUUACCUUUGGAGCCUAUAUAGGAACAGCAGGAGAUGCUCUGUCUGGAAAUUAUCAGGUGGGAGUGUCAGGGUGGGCCAGUCACCAGGGCAUGAAAUUCAGCACCUACGACCAGGAUAAUGACAACUACGAAGGAAACUGUGCCAAGGAAGACAAAGGAGGCUGGUGGUUCAACAAGUGUCACUCAGCCCAUCUUAAUGGUCAAUACUACCCCAGUGGUCACUACAGUGCAGUGACAGAUGAUGGUGUUGUUUGGUACACUUGGAGAGGAUGGUGGUAUUCCCUGAAGACCAGCAUCAUGAAGUUGCGACCCACUGACUUCAAAACUGACCCCACUGAUGACCCCAAUGCUGUUAAUCCCGGUCCACCUUCCUAGAUCAGACAUGAGGAGAUAUCAGAUCUAUGUUUUUUGUGGCUGAAACAG